Daldinia decipiens is the source of this 1251-nucleotide messenger RNA. RefSeq names its product kinase-like domain-containing protein. The record is from RefSeq and is a predicted model, not a curated record. The coding region runs from base 88 to 1029 and encodes 313 amino acids. Gene Ontology annotation, biological process: protein phosphorylation. NCBI's taxonomy places the organism in Eukaryota, Fungi, Ascomycota, Sordariomycetes, Xylariales, Hypoxylaceae. The transcript is spliced from 2 exons. Gene Ontology annotation, molecular function: ATP binding; protein kinase activity.
UGGCUUUCCCUCUAUAAAUAAUAUCAAUGAGCCCAAACCUCUGAUAUCUGUCCUAACUACCUGAUAAAUAUCAUGAAAUGACUGAAAAUGUCUUCUCAGAAACGAAUUACCCUUUUUGUUGAGGAUGCCUUGUCGAAGGAAGAUGAUAGCGUUCCUUUGCAAACAGUCGCAGCCCAAUGCCAAUCUCCAUCUCAUCCUAGUGAUCAUAUUACUCGCCUUGCUGAAAGUAAGCCACCCAGGACCCGAAGUAGAUAUCCAGUGAAACGACUACCUGAGGAAGUUCGGCUUGUUCCUGUUAUUAGCGGCUCACCCUGGAAUCAUUACGAGAGGAAAUAUCGUUUGGAUGGUGGUUCGUCGUUUGGCAUCAUCAUCCCUCGUGACGGCAAGGGCCGGCAGUCGAUGAUUCGUACAAUUUCCGGUUCCAAUCUAGAUGAGCAGAUCCAGAAUAUUCGACAAUUAUCUCAUGAGAAUAUUGUUAAGAAUAUCGAAAUAUAUAUAUCCUCUGACCAGGACUAUUAUCUCAUCUCCGAGUUCAUGCCGGUUUCUCUCAUGCAUUUAUGCCAAGCACCGAUUUAUCCAACUGAGCCGCAACUCAGUUCGAUACUGCAUCAGGUCCUCAUGGGAGUUGAGUUUCUCCUCACCCACGGUUUAGUCCAUGAGCAGCUAUCUUGCGCCAACGUUCUCAUGGACUUUGAUGGUGAUGUUAAGAUAUGUGACAUUGAACAUUGUAGCUCAUCGGGUAAAGUCGCAAAACUUAGAGACUCAUUUAGCAGAAUGGUGAUGAGACUGAUGGAUAAGAAAAAGGAUAAGGAGGCAACGGUCGGAUUGACACAGCCCCAAAACUGGUCGCGUGAUGCCUUUGAGCUAUUUACUAUGACAACUACGAGCCCUAAUAUCAAAGAGCUGCUACAGCAUAAGUUUAUGGAAAAGAAAGAUAAGCAGAAGCUGAUCUGGCUGGUUCCUGCGAUUUUGAUGACUGCAUAUCACAGGAUAGAAUUCGAUACUAGUACUCAGGGGACACCUCUUUAAUUUAAUAAACCUUUUCAGCGUCGUCACAACCCGUACUCCCUUAAUGUCAUGGAAUGACUAGGUUCAACGUGAUGAAUCAUGUAAUUAUUAUAUCCAAUGGGGAGGAUGACGCCCGACUAAAUCUAUAGGGACAUGCAUCUCCUAAAGCGCUGGCGUUUAUGGGGUUAGGGGAGCUAGGUGAAUUCAUUCGUCAAAUACAUUCACAAUAUCAUGAGAGGUGCU